AUGUUCCACAGGGCGCGCCUUAGCGUGAAGCCGAAUGUCAGGCCCGGUGGUGGUGCCCGGAGCUCCGCUGCCGCCAAGCCACAGUGUGGGCAGGAGGCUGCCAGGCCACCAGAACCUGCCGCAGAGCCCGCUCCGAAGCCAGCGAAGCCCACAGAUGUGCCCGCGGCGGAUUUCGGGGGAGCGGAACCCCAGGAAAAGACUCCCACGAGCAGUGAUGAAAAGAUUGGUGGUGAAAAUAAUGUUGAAGAAUCCUGUACAUCAUCCUCUUCUGUUUCCCAGAGGAGACAGCAACUAUCAAGUACUUCUAGUCCUGCUAAACCUACUGUCAGUGCUCCUUCACCGUCUCCUCCCUUAUCUACAGCUAAUCAAGAUGUUUCACAGCCAAGCCCCAUUCCAACAAAAGAGAAACCACCAUGCUCAGACAGAUACCGAAUAUACAAAGCCCAGAAACUACGGGAAAUGUUAAAAGAAGAAUUGAGAAAAGAGAAGAAACAGUGGAAAAUCACAUAUGCCAUAAAUGAAAACCAGGUGCCACCAGAUCGUUCAAAAAUGACUAUGACAGACUUCAUAUAUUAUCUACCAGAUAACAAUCCAAUGUCUUCUUCACUGGAACAAGAAAAUGAAAAAUCAUUGACUCCAGUCCAGACAAGAGGCACACAAGACAGCCAGAGUGCUCUUGAUGCUGAAGACAAUGACGCAGCGGGGGAGACAGAUGAUAGCCCAUUGCUGGUGCCGAGAGUGAAAGUGGCAGAAGACGGUUCUAUUAUUUUGGAUGAAGAAAGUUUAACUGUGGAAGUUUUAAGGACAAAAGGCCCUUGUGUUGUUGAGGAAAAUGACCCUAUAUUUGAGUGUGGUUCUACAACUACAUAUUCCAGCUUUAGGAAAAACUAUUACUCUAAACCAUGGUCAAAUAAAGAAACAGAUAUGUUCUUUCUAGCCAUCAGCAUGGUAGGAACUGAUUUUUCUAUGAUUGGACAACUUUUUCCUCAUAGAGCAAGGAUAGAGAUUAAGAAUAAAUUUAAACGUGAAGAGAAAACAAAUGGGUGGAGAAUAGACAAAGCAUUCCAGGAGAAACGCCCUUUUGACUUCGAUUUUUUUGCUCAUUUGCUCCGGAAAGUUCUCGCAGAAGAAGAGAAAAGAAAACAAAAAUCGACUAAAAAUCAGAGUGCAAAGAAAAAAUCUUCCAAACCUCGGAAAAAUGUAAAAGGUAGUAAGUUUACAAAGAAGUGUGUGGUGGAAGCAUGUGAUCUUCCUCAGUGGUGGUAG
This is a messenger RNA of Octodon degus (degu), 1266 nucleotides long. RefSeq names its product transcription factor TFIIIB component B'' homolog. Lineage: Eukaryota; Metazoa; Chordata; Mammalia; Rodentia; Octodontidae. The record is from RefSeq and is a predicted model, not a curated record. Gene Ontology annotation, molecular function: TFIIIC-class transcription factor complex binding. Gene Ontology annotation, cellular component: transcription factor TFIIIB complex. Gene Ontology annotation, biological process: RNA polymerase III preinitiation complex assembly.